AUGCAGAUACAUACGGUUGCUGUUGGAGCUGCAAUAGGUCAGGCAUGUCUCUUACUUGCUGCAGGAACUAAGGGCAAGAGGUUUAUGAUGCCACAUGCCAAAGCCAUGAUUCAACAGCCCCGAGUCCCAUCAUCUGGUUUAAUGCCGGCCAGUGAUGUUCUUAUUCGUGCAAAGGAGAUAAUAAUUAACAGGGAUACCCUUGUCGAACUUAUUGCUAAGCAUACAGAAAAUUCAAUAGAGACUGUUGCUGACGUGAUGAAAAGACCAUUUUACAUGGAUUCUACGAGAGCUAAGGAAUUUGGUGUCAUUGAUAAGAUACUUUGGCGUGGUCAGGAAAAGAUAAUGGCAGAUGCUGCCCCACCUGAGGAAUGGGACAAGAAUGCUGGCAUCAAAGUCCUUGAUGCAAUUUAA
Messenger RNA from Ilex paraguariensis (yerba mate), 411 nucleotides. The record is from the annotation of a GenBank genome assembly. Lineage: Eukaryota; Viridiplantae; Streptophyta; Magnoliopsida; Aquifoliales; Aquifoliaceae.